UCUUUAACCGGAUCAUCAGAUCAUCACAGUCCUUUCCUAAGCAAUGCGGAUUUCAAUGGGGGUUCGUCCCCUCGUAGUCUUAGCUUUUGCAUUUGUUUUAACUACGAUUGCAUCUGGGGAUUCUACACAGAAUUCUGCAUUGGUGUCAGGAGUUGUGAAGUGCGAUGAGUGCAUUCAAAAGCAUCUCACAUACCAAGGUGCACUAGUUGGGAUUGAGUGCAGAAACAGCAAGGGAGAAAUACACAAGCGUGGCGUAGUAGGCAUUGAUGAAAAUGGAGCAUUCAAAGCCAGCAUUCCCCUUGUGGAAUCCUCAGAGGAGUGUCAUGCUAGGCUCUUGAGCAAAUACUCCAAAUCCCCCUGCUCCUCCCCAUCUACACUUGGAAAUGGAGAUGCAUCCAGCAAGCUGGUAUUGAAGAACAAUGUAGGAGAUAAAGAAGAAACAACUACAUUUGUCAUCUCUACCGAUUUGAAGUUGUCACCAUUAUCUUGUCCUGCUGCGUUUUUGUUUCUUCCCCCUUUUCCAAAAUUUCCUCCCAAGCCUUUUAAGAAACCACUCCCACCUCUCCCAAAAUUCCAUCCCAAACCUAAGCUGACCCUCCCUCCUCUACCCCCAAAGAAACCACUUCCACCUCUCCCAAAGUUCCCUCCCAAACCUAAGCUGACCCUCCCUCCUCUACCCCCAAAGAAACCACUUCCACCUCUCCCAAAGUUCCCUCCCAAACCUAAGCUGACCUUCCCUCCUAAACCCGCUAAGAAACCACUUCCACCUCUCCCUCCUCUACCCCCAAAGAAACCACUUCCCCCUCUCCCUCCUAAACCCGCCAAGAAACCACUUCCCCCUCUCCCUCCUCUACCCCCAAAGAAACCACUUCCACCUCUCCCUCCCAAACCCGCAAAGAAACCACUUCCACCUCUCCCAACAUUCCCUCCCAAACCUAAGCUGACCUUCCCUCCUCUGCCCCCAAAGAAACCACUUCCACCUCUCCCAACAUUCCCUCCCAAACCUAAGCUGACCUUCCCUCCUCUGCCCCCAAAGAAACCACUUCCACCUCUACCUCCCAAACCCGCAAAGAAACCACUUCCACCUCUCCCAACAUUCCCUCCCAAACCUAAGCUGACCUUCCCUCCUCUGCCCCCAAAGAAACCACUUCCACCUCUCCCAACAUUCCCUCCCAAACCUAAGCUAACCUUCCCUCAUCUACCCCCGAAGAAACCACUUCCACCUCUCCCAACAUUCCCUCCCAAACCUAAGCUGACCUUCCCUCCUAAACCUUUAUUUAAACCGCAUCCACCUUUUCCAGAAUUCUUUAGUAAACCUAAGUUCAACUUUCCUCCCAAACCUUUAAUAAAACCACUUCCACCUCUCCCAAAAUUGCCUCCCAAACCUAAGCUGAACUUCCCUCCUAAACCUUCAUUUAAACCAUUUCCGCAUCCACCAAAACCAUUCUCCCCUCCAUUUUAAAGCUACCAUCCUCCUCAAGUUGCUGCCCCUCCUCGUGCCUCUCAUCUUCCAAGGUUUCCUCCCAACAUCAUUUCCUCCCAUCACAUUUCCUCCUCUAGAUAUUCCCCAGUCUAAGAUUGGAGUUUGAGAAACCACUAAAUAAGAUCAAAUAUGCAUAGCUAUUCCUUUGGGUAAGUUUCGGCUUGACAAAUAAAUAAUUAAACCAUAUAAAUGGUCAAUGUUCUUAAAAUGCUGAACCAUCUUAUUAUUGUAUCCAAAGUUAUUGUAUUUCCUAUUUCAAUAAUAAUAUGAUUGUUUUUAUAAUAAUAAGGAUCCAUACGAUCAGCCCCGACAAUGAUAGAUCAUUCUUUGUGAGAUUGACUAUUGUUUCUGAUUUGUUCCACAUUUGCACUAUUUAUGGAGGAUGGAGAAGCUUGUUACAAACUUAUCAAAUAAAUGAAUUUUCAUCUUA
This is a messenger RNA of Cryptomeria japonica (Japanese cedar), 1913 nucleotides long. RefSeq names its product proline-rich protein 4. NCBI's taxonomy places the organism in Eukaryota, Viridiplantae, Streptophyta, Pinopsida, Cupressales, Cupressaceae. The coding region runs from base 44 to 1462 and encodes 472 amino acids. The transcript is spliced from 2 exons. The record is from RefSeq and is a predicted model, not a curated record.